AGCUCUUCCGUCCAUCUGAUCUUUCUUCUCCUCGGCUUCAUUAUCUCCAAAUUUUUUAUAUUGGAAAAGCUCCGAAUUUGAAUUCUAUAUCAGUUCAGCUUGUUCAAUUCUUGAAGAUGCCCCGAAGGCCAACAAAGCGGCGGCAACCGCUGGGAACUCGACCUUUAACUUUUUCCUCAUUUGCUCGAGCUUCUUGUAUGGUGAGGAAUCAAAUUUUGAAGUCAAAAUAUAUGAAAUCUCACCCUAAACAUGAAGGUAAUGGUUUUAUUAGGAAUAGUCCUGAGGCUCAGAGUGACUCAUCUGACUCUUCUUCCAGUGAUGAAGACUUUGAAGAAAUUCAAGCAGAUUUUGCGUUUUUUGAUCCAAAGCCCGACGACUUUCAUGGGGUGAAGACAUUGCUGCACAACUACCUAGAUGAUACACAGUGGGAUUUAAGUGGAUUUUCUGAUCUAAUAUUAGGACAAACUACAGUUGGUACUGUGAUCAAAGUGGAGGGAGAUGAAGAUAAUGGAGUAUUCUCUUUUAUCACUGCCCUUAACUUGGAAAGAUAUAAGGACAGUAGAUGUAUCCUAGAGCUCAAGGGGUAUCUCCUUAAAGUUUGUCAGGAAAAGGAUCUAAAGAAUAAGUUGAAGCUGAUCUUGGAGGAGCAAGCAUCCAGUGUUGGUCUACUAGUCUCUCAAAGAAUAGUGAAUCUUCCUCCCCAACUUCUGCCUCCACUCUAUGAUGCCCUUUUUGAUGAAAUCUCAUGGGCUAUUGAGGAUGAGCCAACUAAAGAGCUCCGAGAUUCCUUCCGCUUCAAAAUGUAUGUUUUAGUCAGUAAAAUUUACCAGCUCAAGAAUCCAAAUCAUAAGAAAAGACUGACUUCUGAAACAGAUGAGUCAAUUAUCUAUGUUAAGCCAGAAGACGAAAUAUUUCACAAGCUGUGUGUAUGGUCCUUCUGCUUUCCCUUGCACAUCCAACCACAGACGACUAACGAGCUAAAAGGCUACCAGUUAAUGGGAAUGGUAAUGGCAGUUGAAGCAAGAAAAAUCCCCACAUUUAGAGAUGAGUUGAAAUCUUUAAUAAGUGAAGCAAGUGUCUAGUUUGAGGAAGUCUCCAAUUUUGUUGUUGAUGCGAGCCAGAUUUUAAUUAGUUGAGUUGAGUUUGUUUCUUUGAGGACUUUUAUUUAUUGCACUGAAUGAUUAAAAAAAUGUGUUUGAAUGGAUUUUUUGGGCAAGACCCUUUGUAAAUGUGAAGAAAAUUGUUGGUAUCAUAGAUAUUUUAGUUGUGAAUAGCGUGCACGUGCACUUACUCUCA
Momordica charantia (bitter melon) is the source of this 1296-nucleotide messenger RNA. Its product is annotated as CDK inhibitor P21 binding protein. The record is from RefSeq and is a predicted model, not a curated record. Gene Ontology annotation, cellular component: nucleus. Lineage: Eukaryota; Viridiplantae; Streptophyta; Magnoliopsida; Cucurbitales; Cucurbitaceae.